Messenger RNA from Metarhizium album ARSEF 1941, 1500 nucleotides. RefSeq names its product Transcription factor Tfb2. Gene Ontology annotation, biological process: nucleotide-excision repair. The record is from RefSeq and is a predicted model, not a curated record. Gene Ontology annotation, cellular component: transcription factor TFIIH core complex; transcription factor TFIIH holo complex. Gene Ontology annotation, molecular function: double-stranded DNA binding; ATPase activator activity. The transcript is spliced from 3 exons. Bases 1 to 1500 code for a protein of 499 amino acids. Lineage: Eukaryota; Fungi; Ascomycota; Sordariomycetes; Hypocreales; Clavicipitaceae.
AUGUCCGUCAACCCAGCACCCUCGCUCCAGCUCGCCGACUACCUUGAGAAGCUGCCUGGCACCACCUUUAGGAAGCUGUACCAGCAGCCCUCAACAGCCUUUGCCAUCUUCCGCCGCAUGCUGCCGCAUCUGGCGAAAAAUCUGGUUAUGCGUAUCCUCUACAUGCCCAGGCCUAUGCUUCUCACCGACCUCGACCUUUGGGUGAAGCCGGACGCAAAGAGACUGCGAGACCAUGCCAUUUCGACACUGAAAGGCCUGCACAUCAUCCAAAUCUCCAUGCCGUCCAAGGAGAAGCCCCAGGAGAUGCAGCUCACGGCCAACUUCAAAAACUCGCUGCGGCUGGCCCUCACCGGCGGCGGCGAACACAACUCCUUCGGCGUGCCCUCAACGCUCAUCGUCCCGCCCGAGAUCGACGUUCCCUUCCUCGAUCGCUACGCCCGCAAGAAGUGGGAGGAUAUCCUGCACUUUGUCGUCUCCAGUGUCGGAUACAAGAGCACGGGCGAAGUGUCCGGCCCCAACAAGAGCGUCAAGGAGCUCCUCGUCGCAGGCAGACUGGUAGACAGGCGGCCCAACGGCAGCAUCGGCAUCACCCAAGCCGGCUUCACGUUCCUGCUGCAAGAGCCAAACGCCCAGGUCUGGACGCUGCUGCUGCUCUGGCUCGAGGCCAGCGAGACCAACAAGGCCGCCGGCCUCGAGACCGUCGACAUGCUGUCGUUCCUCUUUGUCCUUGCAAGCCUGGAGCUCGGCCGCGCAUAUGACACAAACGCCCUGACCGAGCAGCGCAGGAACAUGCUCCCCUCCCUCCUCGACUUCGGCCUCAUCUACAUCCCGCAGCACAAGCGCUCCAUGUUCUUCCCGACCCGACUGGCCACCACCCUCACCAGCGGCGGGAGCAGCCUGCGUUCCAUAAGCGAGGGCGUCGCCGCCGCGACAGCUGCCGCGUCUGCCGGCCCCCAAGGCCAAUCGUCCUCGCAGCCACCAGGAGGCCCUCUCGGUUCCUCGGGCGACCAAAAGGGCAGCGUCAUUGUCGAAACCAACUACCGCAUCUACGCCUACACCCAGUCCACGCUGCAAAUUGCCGUCCUCGCCCUCUUCUGCAAGCUCACCAUGCGGUUCCCCGACAUGGUCGCCGGCCGCGUGACCCGCACAUCCAUCCACCAGGCAAUCAAUUUCGGCAUCACGGCCGACCAGAUCAUCUCGUACCUCGCUGCCCAUGCGCACGAGCAGAUGCACCGCACGGCCGCGCUCACCAACAGACCGAUCCUGCCGCCCACUGUCGUCGACCAGAUCCGCCUAUGGCAGUUGGAAAACGAACGCAUGAAGACGACGGGUGGCUUCCUGUUCCGCGACUUUGAAGACCACAAGGAAUUUCUGGAUACGGCGAGAUUUGCAGAGGAGAUUGGCGUCCUGGUCUGGAGAAGUGACAAGUCAGGCAUGUUUUUUGCCAACAAGUACGAGCAAAUCAGGGACUAUUUGAAGAGCAGGAAGCGCAUCGAAUAG